This is a messenger RNA of Ceratosolen solmsi marchali, 4223 nucleotides long. RefSeq names its product calcium-binding EGF-like domain-containing protein pawn (gene pwn). The coding region runs from base 254 to 3985 and encodes 1243 amino acids. The transcript has 17 exons. Gene Ontology annotation, molecular function: calcium ion binding. The record is from RefSeq and is a predicted model, not a curated record. NCBI's taxonomy places the organism in Eukaryota, Metazoa, Arthropoda, Insecta, Hymenoptera, Agaonidae.
GCCCGGCCCCCUCCCCCGCCACACAACUAAACCGCGGCUAUAUCACCCACGUCCACCCUACCGCGCUCCCGGCCCUGUCCGUUCACGCGGAACAGCCUACUGACUCAGUGCGACGCCCGCGAUAGCGGUUAAGUGUAUCCGAGUGCGGGAAGGAUUGGAGAAGAAGGUGAAGGUGAGGGAGUCGACCGGGACAUCACCUUGACUCCCGUAGGCGGAGUCGCGCCUACCGGUGAGGCGCUACAGUUCCUCGGCAAUGGCAGGGCCGAAGUCGAUCUUCGUCCUAGUGGCCCUGGGCCUCAUCGUUUCACUCGAGGUUCUGGCCAUUCAGAAUGAUCGGACGCGCUCGAGGUCAUCGCGCGACGAGGAGAUCAUCCUGAGCGCGAGCGCCUACGGCGAACGGACUUCCGACGACCUGCUGCAACAUCACACCCAAGGAUUCCAUCGAACGCAGGACAUCCUGCGACUGGAGAGCUCGAGGAGCGUCGACGACCUCGACGCCGAUAUCGAGGAGACGAGAUAUCCGAGCCUCGGCGAUGCCGUUGCUGCCGCAGCUUCAGCCGACGAGCCCAUCAUCGAUGCCCUCACCGCGUCCAAGCUCAUCGAGCACAUAGACGGCAAUCAAAUCGAAGUCAAGGCCGGGAAGUACUUUAGGAACAUCGUGCCGACGAAGAGCGAAAGCUUGCCGGGGGAAGGAUGGGGGGCUCCGCAGGGACAGCGCCAGGAUGGUCCCUCGUCGGAGCCCCGGGAGCAACCAGUACGAGCUUCGCAGACACUGUUCUUGGAGAAGCUACCGCGGCAGGCUCGCCGCGAGCCCACGAGGAUUUAUAGCGAGCACGCGCCACCGCCGCUGAUCACCCAGGAUCCGAAUCAGAGUCCAAGGCAGGCCAACACCGACAUCCAGGACAUUAUCACGGGAAUCGUGAAGCUGCUCAACGGUAAGGUCAACGUCGCCGUCAACUCGGCCAAGCCCGUGAGACCCGUCCAAAGUACGAGAAUUAACAAUAGAGGACCACCAAGAAUUUCCGAUGUUCUACCUUUGCCGCCCGAUUUUGAUACCCCCGGGAUGAAUCCACCGCCGCCUCCACCCAAUCAACCAUCAACUUACGAAACCCCACCAGCUCCAAGUGCCCCAUCGCUUAAUCAGCUGCCUCCCGAACCUCCCAUCACGUCCUAUUUGAACGGAAUUCCUCUUCCGGAGACCGUCGUCUCACAAGGCAAUCGACCUUGGAAUCGUCCGUCAAGGCCAGGAACACGGCAGCCGCUACCACCUUACAUGCCGUUGCCCGAGCGCGAACAUCCCGAGUCGGACAAGAACAAUGCGAUCGAUCCUCACGGCUUGGGCAAUAAAAUCGAUCACGACGACAAUAAGACGCGGCUGACGGAGAACAAGGAUAACAAGCCGUCGAAUCACGAUCAGUCCAAUCGCUCGAAACCCGUCGCGACUCAACGGCCUCAGAUUACCCCAACGAGGAAAUACCAAUCGACGCUAAAGACGGAAGGCGCAAUGGCCGAGAAUACCCUCGUGUUAGGGGGCGUGCCGCUUCAGCCCCAACCAAUUCCCACCUCCAAUGAACAUGACGACGAUCGGGAGCCGAUGGCCGUUGUCCCGCUCAAGGCAAACAACGACCAUUCUCCGAUCCUAAAUGGUCAACUUAAUAAUUUUCACGCAGAUAAGAAUAAGUUAUCGAAAGUGUCGUCGCCAGGGGCUAACACCAAAGCAGUUUUUCAAACGACACUGAGCGUCGAGACGAGUUCCUCGGUCCAAGUGAUCGAGGCAACAUCGACCAUGUCCAUGCUCGAACCGAGCCUAGUUCCGGCAAAGCAGAGCCAUUUUUCCGAAUCUUCCCCUACGGAUCCGGCAAUAAUCGCCUCGAGCGUCGCGUCAUUGGAGCCGAGCAUAUUAGCGAGCGUAAACGUCGAUGUGGAUCCGACGACGAGUUCAUCCAUCCCGACCGAGGAAUUGUCGACGAGCCUAUCGAAGACGACGAAUUUAUCGAAGAAAGCGACUGGCCAAUCCAUCACCGGCACCACCGCCACAUUCUCAAAGAGUCAAAGCUCCGUGUACUCGUAUCGUCCUCGUCCUGGAAUAGUCUUGGACGACACAUUGGAUUACACGGGGUCGCAAGGAAUUGUCACUCACAGGCCUUUUGGACCACCGAGGCAUCCCUCGAAUCCCGACACUUUUGACGUCGUAGUGUCAGCAAUCCAAGGACCCGCUGGAUCCGGCACUGGCGAGGUUCGAGUGCCGGUGAACGUGGGCCACGGCGGCGGUAGCACCGAUGAUAUUCUAACGUCUUCGGUAGAGGGACAGGGUUUCGUCAGUAUAGACGGCAAGAGGACAUAUCUCAAUCUUUUUGAUUCUACGGAGGCUGCGAGUCCAGGACCCAGUAACACUCGAUUGCAGCCAACGAAAACGCAAGCAACGUCCGUAGUUGGCACAGGAUUUGCCGUACCGCAGAGUGAGAGCACAGCGGUAGCAGCGGCCAGGCCCAGCGUUCCGGCGAGGAGACCGACGUUCCAUAGAAGGCCGACGCAACCGCCGGUGAGGAUCGACACGUGCAUCGUCGGAGACUCGAGCACCUGUGACUCUAGUCAGCACGAGGCCUGUGCCACCGUUCAAGGGGUCUCGGCUUGUCACUGCAAGCCCGGUUUCGCGAGGAUCACGCACUCCCUGCCCUGCAAGAAGAUCGUAAGCAUUGUCGUGUCCAUUAGGGUCGAUAAGAUUUACGACAGAAAAAUGAUUUGGAAUAAGGAUCUCGAUGACAAUGACUCGGAAUUUUAUCAAACCUUGGCCUACGAGGCGAACCGAGCCAUCGAAUCAGCCAUGUCGAUGACUCCAUUUUCCGACGAGUACGUCGGAUCCUCCGUCAAUAACGUUUAUCAAGGGGAUAUAAGUCAAGGUCAAGGCGGUGUUUUCGUUAACGCGACAUUGAAAUUGGCGUACGAGCCGAGAACCGCGAGACAAGGUUUAGCUGGAGAUUUGCAAAAGCACCUUCUCGGAGUCAUUCAAAGACGAUAUAAUAAUAUUGGAAACAGUGCGCUUCAUGUUGAUGGUCCGGCCGGUUCCAUCUCCAAUCUUCAAGAUUUAGACGAGUGCGCGUCAUCCGAAUUAAACGACUGCCAUUCGUCAGCCACGUGUGCUAAUACUUGGGGUGGCUUCACCUGCACUUGCAAUGCAGGAUUUAAGGAUCCACAUAAAAGUGAUCAGAGCACGGCGGGUAGAACGUGUCUCUCCUGCUCGACCUCGCACUGCAAUAAUCGAGGGACCUGCUCCUAUCAAGCCGAUCAAAUGCAUUGCUCAUGCACUGGAAAUUAUUACGGAGCUCAAUGCGAAGUUGAUGGCGAAGUUCUCGGUGUUGCUAUCGGAGCUUCGGUCGCAGCAUUGAUCAUCAUAGUCCUAACGCUCGUUUGUCUUGUUAUGUGGAGCCGACGCUGGUCACAAGAACAAAAAACAAUUUCCCCGGUGUAUGGUUAUGUCCAAGGCGGUCUUCCCGGUACAUUACCAGCAACCUUAGCUCGUGUCGGAUCCGUUGGUACACUGGCAUCGGUUAAACAAGGACCUCCAACGAAUCUUCCUCCCUACAUGUGGGCGCAAGUUGCCGAUCAUUUGGCAACGGCUAAUGUCUAUGCGACGGAGCCGAUGGGCCCGACCCGGCCAAGUUCGGCCAUGUUCGGAUACCCGACGCUGAGUCUCCAUGGGACGCUACCACCGGUGCCGUUGCCGCGCCUUCAGGGUCCACCGCGCGCCAGGCAAAGGCACCAACCGGAACCUGACAGCUCGGACUCCGAGCCUCAGGACAAGGACCGGGCCGAUCUCAUACCGCAGAGCAAUUUCCAGGUGCCCCGGCCCAAGUCUCGCUCGUCCUUGGCUAAUCAAAGUGGAAUUUAUUACGACGUGGAGUACGAUCAAGGAGAUGCUCGACACUUGUCGAAGAAUAACAUACCAAUGUCCACUUACAGCAUGGCGCCGUACUAUCGGACGUGAUACACAUGGACAUAAUAACGAAGAAUGGAUUUCGUUAAUUAAACGAAUUAAAUGGAUCAAUUGUGUAACUAUUCAUUGCUCUCAUCCAUGAUUUUGCUAAUUAUGCAGUACAUUAUUAAGAAUUAAUUAUGAGAUUAACGUUUAUUUGAAACCUCAUUACGCGAAUGCUGCGGCUAAAAAGUACUAAAACAAACGAAUAUUGAUUUGCAAUGAAACAAAAAUAAAAAAAAUAAAAAAA